AUGCUUGGAGAAGCCUUCCUAACAGAAUUCUUUUACAAAGAACAUAAACAUGCAUUUCAUAAACCACUAAGAUGUAAGAAGACACCAAAUGAUGAAAAGGAAAAUUGGGAAAAUAAUCUUCUAGAUAUAAAGAACAAUUCACCUCCCCCUCUUAAGAUGGGAAGUCAAGAGAAAGUUGUAGAAGGAAGUCUAACUAAAGAAGAUAAUACAUCUCAAAUGAAAUCUGUGGAUGAGUUACCUGUUGCAAAAUUCAAAAGUACACCUCUUCCAGGAAAUGUAUCCAUUGCAUUGCCCAUUCCAAAGAGGGGACAUGAUGAAACACAACUGGAUUUAUAUCGGUCUUGGUCCUGUACAAGUAUUUGCCAGAACUAUCCUGACCUCCAGAUAGGAGGUGACCACGUUAGAAACAUGUAUGAUUCUGGCUGCUUUGUGGAACAUGCCCAUGAUGAUGUCUGUAAUGGUCCUCUUUUACUUUCAGUGGAUAUGCCAUUGGGCCACUCUCCUAAAACGGGGCCUCUGGAGAAAACAAGCGCUUCAAAAUUAUUAAAUGGGGAUGAGAUUCGAGAAAAGAGCAUGCUCUUACAUAAGCAACCCCUUUCUAAUUCUAUGCUUAAUAGUUACAUGGAAAAAAAGGUGGAUGAACUCUACAAACAGUUUUUGGAAGAAAACCUUACCAGAUGUCUCUCUAUAACCAACCUCCUGGCUUCUAAUAUACUGAUGAAUAAUGUUAAUCAAAUUAGCCUUCAGAUCUCUCAAGACCAGAACAUAGAGGCAUCCAAAGCCCGAGAAGCCCUACUCCACUCUUUAGCACGCUGUAAUUUUCGUAAUUCUUCCAACAGAAAUAGCACUGAAUUAAGCACGCCUAAUUUACAGAUAUCAAACCAAACUAGUCGGGAACUUGUGAGACGUCUGUAA
Microtus ochrogaster (prairie vole) is the source of this 915-nucleotide messenger RNA. RefSeq names its product TLR adapter interacting with SLC15A4 on the lysosome-like. Lineage: Eukaryota; Metazoa; Chordata; Mammalia; Rodentia; Cricetidae. The record is from RefSeq and is a predicted model, not a curated record. Gene Ontology annotation, biological process: regulation of toll-like receptor signaling pathway.